ACGUAAAAUUUUUCUAUGGAAGAUUGUUUUGAAACUUGUUUAUCAGAUGUUGUGAAAUUUUCAAUAUUUUGGCUGGUAAGUGGCCAUGAUUCAUUAAUUUUCAUCUAACGUUAAUUUAAAAGUUUCUACAUAAAUGAAGAUUUCCCAGUAACAAAAUGAGCGGUUUUCGUAGAUUGAAAUCAGUUUUCAACGGCCUCGAAACAAUUCGCAAACAGCUUGCUGGCCGUAGCUAUGCGAAGGCUUGCGACAUGAUUCCCUACGUGAACCUUUUCGAGAACACUCCCGACAACUGUGUAAACAUCCACGAUUUCUGUUUCCAGAGAAAAGUGAUAAUUUUCGGAGUGCCUGGUGCAUUCACUCCGACCUGUUCCGCAAGGCACCUGCCAGGAUUCAUUUCCAAGGCGGACGAUUUCAAGAAAAUGGGUGUUGACGAAAUUUGUUGUGUGUCAGUGAAUGAUCCGUUUGUGAUGAGCGCGUGGGGAAAACACUUCAACGCCCAGGGAAAAGUGCGGAUGCUGGCUGACACUCGUGGAGAACUCACUGAAGCUCUUGGCGUCUGUAUUGACCUGCCGAAUCUGGGCGGAAUGCGGUCUAUGCGCUACUCAAUGGUGGUCCAGAACGGCAUCAUUCAGUCGAUGAACGUGGAGAGUGAUGGUGUAGGGUUAACAGUCUCGGAUGCAUCACAACUUAAGGUAUAGCAUCAUAAUAAUUGAUUGGAGGAAACUUUAAAAUGCUAUGAAGACUUUGGGACCUUUAUGUGUUUAUGUUUAUUUUAUUAAACAUUAUGGUUUACCCUACUUGUCAUCCUUAAAUUUUCCACUCUAUCAGUCAUUGUGAUGUUCUAAUGAAAACUUGCUUUUGCAAGAUUAAAUAUAAAGAUAAAUGCAUA
Molecule: messenger RNA, 889 nt
Organism: Nilaparvata lugens (brown planthopper)
Lineage: Eukaryota; Metazoa; Arthropoda; Insecta; Hemiptera; Delphacidae
Product: peroxiredoxin-2C-like
Exons: 1
Coding region: 156-698 (180 amino acids)
Biological process (GO): cell redox homeostasis; hydrogen peroxide catabolic process; cellular response to oxidative stress
Cellular component (GO): peroxisome; mitochondrion; cytoplasm
Molecular function (GO): thioredoxin peroxidase activity
Source: RefSeq, a predicted model, not a curated record